This is a messenger RNA of Dreissena polymorpha, 3355 nucleotides long. RefSeq lists its product as uncharacterized. Lineage: Eukaryota; Metazoa; Mollusca; Bivalvia; Myida; Dreissenidae. The record is from RefSeq and is a predicted model, not a curated record. The transcript has 2 exons. The coding region runs from base 240 to 2351 and encodes 703 amino acids.
UUAAAGAAUAUUUGUUUCUCAACAAUACAUUUAUUGUGUAUUUGUAGUGGUUAUUCUUAUUACGAAUUCUUCAAGUUUUAACGUGCUAACGUUUUUAUCCACAGUCUAGAACAGUUAUCUUUAUUAACUUUUUUAAGUACGACGUUCUGUGGAAUCAUAACAAGUAGUUUUUUGGUGAAGUGAAUGACAAAAAUGGACUAACAUGGAAUAAUCGAAUUGGUGACUCUUAUAUCUAAAACAUGGAGGAAAAGACGGAAGAUUCAUUCCAGCUACACGUUAAUAUUAUGAAAUCGCAAUGUAUGCAGCAACUGGGUCAAGAAAUACACUCUGACACAGGUAAACCUGCAUGUCCCCAACUCGAGGAGGAACAUUUAUCAUCACCGGGGACAAAACGUGAAAAAGUAACUAAAGUUUGCGAUUUGUGCACAUUUGAUAACCUUCUAGAACCCGCAAUUGGUUUUUGUAUUAACUGCACUGAUUUUUUAUGCAAACGCUGCCUAGUGAAUCAUACGAGAAUAAAGGUUACACGUUCACAUGUAGUACUUCAAGGGGAUACAAUGCCUGCUAAUGCUGAACCAUUUCUUGGAUUGCGUGCCCUUGUGAAAUGUAAACUUCAUCCUGAAUACGACAUAGAAUUUAUAUGUGCUGAACACUCCACAAAUGUAUGUGCCAUAUGCAUCACAGAUAAACACCAUAAGUGUAAAUUGGACAAAUUGUGCGCCCCGAAUACCGGAGAUAAUCCUAAACAAGAUGUCGUAGUUGAAGAAAGUAUUUUGAAUCUAGAAUCGCAAAUAGAGCAAUUUGCUUCUAAUCGAGAACGAUAUUUGAAGCGCAUGCAGGAAGACAGGGAAAGAAUAAUAAAAGAAGCUCAAGAAAAUGCGAAAUUGUUGAUAGAGAAGAUUGAAACACACACUAAACUGUUGGAAGAUGAAAUCACACAAUUGGUGAACAAAGAAACUAAUAUCACUGAAUCGAACAUAAAUGAUGCCAAAAGUAUGUACACGGAGCUAAGAAGAAUAAAAGAUUUACAUGAAACCUCUCAUAAGUAUGGGAGUGCUAAGGAAUGCGUUCUUGCUGCAUGCCAUGUUGAUGCGACUUCCAAGGAAAUCGCGAGGAAAAUUACUCUUUUGGAAACGUAUGACGAUACGAAAUAUUUAAUUGACAUAAUUGAACAGUUACCUAGAUUUUCCAAUAUUUGCAAUAUUUCAUUGACCAUCGGGGAGAAAAGCAGCUCUGAAAUAGAAAAUGCGAGCGAUGAAGUUGUAGAAUUUCCUGAAUGUAAUGAAAUAAAUGAACAUUUGUUCAACCAGUCAGUGCGAGACAUUGGAAUCCAAUGUGAAUAUUUUAUUUCGAAAUGCAAUCAGGAAGUCCAGACAGUUGACAGGGGAUCUUUGUCUCCACCAACAGUACAAAAGGAUGAAUUACGUGCUGUGCAUUGUACAAUGUUUGAUGAAGCAACCCCAAGUAUUACAAAACCGUUUAUUGAACGGUUGGUUGGCGAGAAAUCGUCAUAUUACAUUGGGAACAACAGUGAUGCAUAUUUGUCCCGCAUUACAGCUAUUCAAAUAUUUUCUGAUGGGAAAAUUCUGUUGGCAGACAGAUCAAACAAAGCGAUAAAGUUGUUGUCAAGCGAUUUCGAGGUUAUUGACGAGUACACGCUUUCUGGGUCUCCACUAGAUGUAUGUCUAGUUGAUGAUGACAUCUACGUCUGUUGCUCUGACGAAAAACAAGUUUCCAGAUUUGGGAUUAACGUCGAUGGAGAAUUGUUUAAGACGGGUGGAUACCCAACUCGGCUGUGGCCUGUGAGCAUAUCGCAUUUUGAUCAAAAAGUAAUUAUAUUGUUCUUGACACAGGAAGACAGUGUUGAUAAUGUCGAAUCAGAAAGCGUUACUAUCGAAAUCAGAGACGGUAGCAGAAUCGAUCGCGGGUUUUAUAUAGACGUUGAUGAUUCAGAUGAUGAAGACGAUGAUCUAUAUCACAUAGUGGACGCUAAAAGAAUCUUAACUUUAGAGACUGGUUCUGUCUUACUAGCAGAGAAUGACCGUGUUUCUUGUUAUGAUAUUGACGCGCGCGAAGAGGAAAUUGGCGGCCGAGAAUGGUUUUAUAGAUCUUAUGGAAAGAAUCAUUUGCAUAACACCCGAGGCCUAGCUACAGACACAGAGGGCAACGUCUACAUUUGUGGACAAGAUUCAAAUAACGUUCAUCAGGUGUCGUCCAUGAAUUAUCGGCAAAACAGAAUUCUGAUAGCUGAUAUCAACAUGCCAUUGUCGGUGUGUGUGGAUUCAGAGCGAGACCGACUGAUCGUGGGCUGUGACGAGGACGAUUACAUUCAUGUGUUUGAAUUUAAAUAAGCAUUUUUGGUUGAGCAUGAGCACAUAUAUUUUGCAAUUAUUUUUAGUGUUGCUUUUUACAAAAGUGUCACAUCAAAUGAACGAUUGAGUAUUACAUUCGCUGUGUAGAUUGGUAUUGUGUUUGUAUAUGUUUGAAGUACGUUCAUGUUAAUUUGUAUAUAUUUGAAGUACUGUAAGAUUAUUUUGUAUAUUUUGAAGUAGUUUAAGUUAAAUUCUAUAAUGGUCUUAUGGUUCCAGCAAACUAAACUCUAACAAAUUGUCUGAUUGUUUAUGUUAUAAUCCUUAUUUAGAUAAAUAGUAUAUGUAUUUCUUUCAUAAAGUGACUUAUAACAUUAAAAUGCAAAGUAAUCUUUUGGGAACUCUAAAGGCAAUACUAUAAGCUUCUAGUGAGCCACUGCAAAACAAGGGCCGUCUAGAUCAAUCUUCUAGUGAGCCACUGCAAAACAAGGGCCGUAUAGAUCAAUCUUCUAGUGAGCCACUGCAAAACAAGGGCCGUAUAGAUCAAUCUUCUAGUGAGCCACUGCAAAACAAGGGCCGUAUAGAUCAAUCUUCUAGUGAGCCACUGCAAAACAAGGGCCGUAUAGAUCAAUCUUCUAGUGGGCCACUGCAAAACAAGGGCCGUAUAGAUCAAUCUUCUAGUGAGCCACUGCAAAACAAGGGCCGUAUAGAUCAAUCUUCUAGUGAGCCACUGCAAAACAAGGGCCGUAUAGAUCAAUCUUCUAGUGAGCCACUGCAAAACAAGGGCCGUAUAUAUCAAUCUUCUGUCGGUUGUGUGGAAAGCACUUCAAUCGUAUUGUAUGUAUUGUGUGAAUAUUUGCUAUUUCUGAUAACAAAAUGUAUACAUUGUGUAAAACAUAGCAUGUUUAUCAGACGUUACUUAAUGUAUAUGUUUGAAAUUCGACUGAGGGGUGUAGGUUUUAUUUGAAUGUUUACUUCAAUUAUAAAGUAUAAAGAAAAGUAAUCACAUGGUUAGAAUGUGAUUUUAAUAAAACAAUUUCGAUGAA